This is a messenger RNA of Pseudocercospora fijiensis CIRAD86, 1804 nucleotides long. RefSeq lists its product as uncharacterized. The transcript has a single exon. The record is from RefSeq and is a predicted model, not a curated record. The coding region runs from base 46 to 1602 and encodes 518 amino acids. Lineage: Eukaryota; Fungi; Ascomycota; Dothideomycetes; Mycosphaerellales; Mycosphaerellaceae. Gene Ontology annotation, biological process: transmembrane transport. Gene Ontology annotation, molecular function: transmembrane transporter activity. Gene Ontology annotation, cellular component: membrane.
UUCCGACAUUCGUUCUCGGAAGUUGGUUUCUGCUUCACCAUCGCCAUGACACAGUUCCUCGCGGAAUACAUGAUCUCUGGAUUUGCAAUUGAGCUUCCAAAGAUCCUCGAAAUCUACGGUGCAAUCGACGUUGGUCCGGGUUCCAUGGGCACUUUCUGGCCCGCGUCGCUUCUCUCGCUAAUCUUGUCCGCCACAUUGCUUGUCUUCGCGCGCAUCUCCGACAUGUACGGAGGCUAUCUACCAUUCAUGUUUGGCGUUGUCUGGCUGGGCAUUUGGUCUAUCAUUGCCGGCUUUGCAUCGUCCUUCACCGACGGAUCUGGCAUCACAAUCCUCGACGUCGCUAGAGCUAUGCAAGGACUCGCGAUCGCGGCAUUCAUCCCAAGCACUUUCUCGAUGAUCGGAAGUAUCUAUACUGAAGGACCACGAAAGAACCUUGUGCUCGGUCUGUACGCAGGAUGUGCGCCGCUAGGCUUCUUCGCCGGAUUUCUGGUCGCCGGUGCGUUGCCAGACAGUGCUCCAGGCUGGUACUUCUGGAUCGCUGCGAUCCUGGCUUUCAUCACAGCAAUGACAGCAUACUUGACCGUGCCUCAUGAUCGAACGAAUCGCGAGAUGCUAGGCUUGAAGAUGGAUUGGCUGGGCAGCUUCCUGAUAACCGGCGGUCUCAUCUUGGUGGCAUAUGCGCUUGCCGUAGAGCCAUAUGCCAACCAAUUCGACCGCGAGAGAUCCGGAUGGACGUUCCCAAUGGUCCUAGGUCCGCUAAUUUCAGGCCUUGGGUGUCUCUGCGCCGCAUUUUGGGUCGAAGGCUGGUUGGCCACCUGUCCAUUAUUGCCGUUCGACUUCUUCCGGCCCAAGAGCGUCAAGGCCUUCUCUCUCGCCUGCCUCUGCUUCUAUGCUUCGUACGGUGUCUGGCUGUACGAAUCGGCAAGCUUCUUUAGCAGCGAUGCCGCGACCGGGAUCGAAGGCGGCAUCCGAGGCGUCACUCUUGCAGCAUGGUAUACGCCAACAGCGGUCGGAGGUCUGAUCCUUUGUAUCGUUGGUGGCUCGAUGAUUCAUAUCGUGCCAGUCAUGAUGCUCCUUCUCAUUUCAGGGCUGGCGUGGAUCGGAGCACCACUGCUCUUGGCACUCUGCCCGCUCCCAAUGAACUACUGGGCUUUCGUCAUGCCAUCCAUGCUCUGCGCGACAAUCGGCAUCGACUUGACGUUCACAGUAUCCACGAUCUUCCUUUCGGCCGUCUCACCACUUCGUCACCAAGGGCUCGCUGGCGCCGUCUCUUCGAUUCUGGUCAAUCUGGCCAUGUCAUUCUCGCUUUCCAUCUCCGAGAUCGUGGCGCUAAAAGCGGAGAGCACAAUUGCUCUCCCGCGCAAUGCUUCGGAUGCAGUGGCGAAAGGCACGGAUUCCAAAAGGGAGAUUUGGGGCUACCAAGCCGCCUUCAUCUAUGCUGCUGCCUCGGCCGGGCUGGGACUUAUCGUUUGCAUUUUAUUUGUAAGGAUAUCGAGGAAAGUGGUGAAGGGUGAGAAGGAUUCUUCCGCCAUGAUUGAUGUGGAGAGGCCGAGGGCUACGAGCAGUGAGGUUAGCACGCUGGUUGAGGUAGCUCGUGCGUAAGAUGAUGACUGAGCGACUGGGCUUGCUUUUCGGAUUGGCGUUGUCGCAAGAUGGGAAAUGCUUCACAGCACUGUCUGUACAUAUACAAAACGGGCGAGACGGCCGAGCGGGAGCAGAAAGGUUGUGGUAUAGGAGUUGGCAGUUGGCGAUCGGACGUGGCCGUCUGGUUGAUGUCCUGCAAAGCUUUGCCGUUUUCGUGCCG